AGAUACCGUUUGUGCGACACACAUUUUAAAAAUAGAUUUUAAUUGUAGCUUCUACGAUUAACAACCGCUUUAAAUAACACGUACUAAACAAUAAGUGCGAGUCGUAAUUUUUAGCGAUUUUUUUUCAAUGUUGGCUGACAUGAAGUAACUGGUCAUUACUGAUAUUUACAAGAAAAAAAUUUUAAUGAUGUUAAAACAAUUCGGAUUUCUUGGACAAACGUCAAUUUUUAAAGUUUUUUCACUUGUGAAAAAAAAUAUUGUGAUUACUGCAAUCGGAUACUAAGUGGCCAUAUUAUUACGUUAAAAUUCUACAGUGGCGUGCCUUCAAAGUCCUACUUGUAGGUUCUGGGUGAAUGUGAGGAAUUCGUUAUAUUUAUCUGGAUUAAAAAAAAUAGACUUGCAUCUUUUGGAAAGGUCAUUAUUUCAAGUAAUGUUCUUCAUGUGCCAUUUCCUGGUGGUAUACGCCGAAGUCGUUUGCAAAAGGUCUCUCAAUUAUGUUUGCACAGAUUUUAAGUGUUCAGUAUGAUUCAUAUCAUCCAGACUAUUCACUCACUCUGGUUAAUUCUCUAAGAAGUUAUAUAAAUUUAAAACUGGAUCAUGAAAAGAAAACGCCCGAAUUUAUCACGGACCUACAGCGAAGAUUGUAUUUUAUUCAUGAAUACAAUUGUCAAGUGGCUAAGGUCACUCAAGAGUACCCACAGUCAAGACAGUUUGAAUUGCUUCUGAUUAAAUAUGUUGAGUUAGAGUAUGAUGCAUUGUAUAGUAGGAAUCCGUACCCAUCACAAGAGGUUGAAAUAGCUGCAGAGUUACGAAUUUUGCGACUAUUACAAGUGAUGUUGUAUUCAGCCGUCCACAAUAAUGAGCCCUUAGUCAACAAACACACAGAUAGAGCUGUAAAGAAAGCCGUAUUACAACUUUUAGGUGAAGUAAAACCAACGUAUUUAGUUAAAAAUAAGCUCAUUUGCAAUAUUGCGAAUAAAUUGCUGAGAAGAAUUCAUGGAAAUAGCAAGAAGUUCCAUUAUCAACAAUCAGCAGUUAGGGAAAUCCACAAAAACCUCGCAACUAGUGACUAUGGAAGUGAAGAUAGUGAUUCAGAUUUUGAAAGCAAUAUUUUUUCUACAAAGUGGUUUACUGAUGUUACAUUAACUAAUGCAAGUGAAACAUCUACAACGUCAGAUUGUGUAGAAGUUCCCUUAACAACAGAUGGUCUUGCCCCUGUACCAACAAUUGAAUUUACAGAUGAUGAUGAUAACUAUUUUGUCUAUUUACAAAAACGAAUACCUACAAAGAGAAAAAUUCAAGAUGACUGUAAAACUAGUCAUAGAAAAAAGAAUGUUAGUGAAAUCGCAAGCAAUAAUAUUAAUAAAAAUGCCUUAGCACACUUGCAAAAUUUAAAUUCUAAAGAAAACACCAAGUCAAAUAAAAAUUGCAAAAAUGAAUUAAAUAAAGCUUCUGAGAAACCCAGAGAUCAUGACAGUGCGUGCGUUAUUGUGUGUUCUGACUCAGAAGAUGAAGUUUGUGAAGUGACCUUAAAUGCUGAAACUUCCAAGAAAGCAAGCAAUAACGCAAAUAAUGAUAAAAAGGUCGGCAUUGUAACUUUUGAAAUCCUUGAUGAUGACGACGACGACGAUCAAACAAAUUAUAUGGUGUAUUUACAAAAAGAAGUGGAAACAAAGAGGAAAUCAAAUCACUCAAAAGAAGCUACAGGAGAAAUUAUCAUUUGCUCAGAUACUGAAGAUGAAUCAUCUGCAGAAAACGCAAAAUGUGGUGCAAUAAAGUGUUCAAAGGACAGUCCUAGUAGUGAUAUAAGUCUUCAGGAAUCUUCCAAGAAUAAGAUAGUGCCUUUGACACAACCUGAACCUAAAUGCAUUUUGGAACAAUCUGAGAGUAGUCUUCCCCAGAACUCUUCUACAAGUUCUUAUGAUCACUUGCAAGCGUUUCCUAAAGAAAACUUAAAUAAAGUAACCAGUGUCGAUUUUAAAACUAACUGUCCAAAGAAAAGUGUAAGCAAUGGAAAAAUUAUACCGGAUACACUGCAAGCAUCCACUUCUAAAAGCGUAAACACCAACAGUGUUAUUUUAAAUGAUGAUCAUGGAAGUCUCAAUAAAAAGUUAAAUACAAAUUUUUUAGUGGACCCUGCCACCAUAUUUGAACAAAUCAAUGAAACACAACUGCAAAAGAAUGACAUAUAUUUUCAAAAUAGCUCUGCUGCAAACCAGUUGCGUGAAAUUUCAGUACCUCUGUCCACAGAAGCUGAAUCAGAGGCAAAUGUUCCAGGUGGGCCACUUAUGAGCGAAAAGGUUGAAACUUUUGAAGAUUUAGGCAACGCUUCAGAAUGUCGCAUCAAUGAAAGUUUGUUGGAAGAAAUUUUACUCGACGAUACGUAUUUAUUAGAAGGUCGGAAAGAAUUUGAAGAACUUGAAUAUUUUCUUUUUAAUGAUAACACAGAUAGGCAAGGAUUCUCUUUAUCAAAUUUUUCUUUUGAUGAUAGUGAAAUGGUUCCACAACCAGAAACAUUUGAUGCUGAUAUUAAAAGUUUGGAAUCAUUUUUGGACGAUUCCCAGUUAAUCAGUGUGCCAGACCCUAAAGCAGGCAGUUCUUUGGACAGUUCUCAUGAUGAUAAUGGUUCUAUAAAACAAGUAAAUGGUAAAAAAGUGUGCAAUACGUUAUAUAAGGAAAACUGUGAAUGCAAAGCAAAAAAAUCUAGGUGUAGCCAUAAAAAUUAUUUGAAAACAGUGUUGAAGCAUACCAAGGAAAUUAAUCGGUGACAAACACUUUCAUAUACAAGUAGAAGACGUAAGGUUAAGCAAUUAUUGAUUUUGGCAAGUGAUAUAACAUGGAUGUUACAUACUGAGUGUGUGAUGCAACUAAAACAAAAUUGUUGAAAUCGAGCUGCGAUAUUUUUUUUAUCAUGAUCUUUAGGAAUAUUUAUAUUCAAAAGACGUAAUAUUUUUAUAACAUUUUAUUUCUAGUUAUUUAUACACAAUUUUACUUGUGCAGCUUUAUAAUUUUUGUAUUAUAUGUAUCUUCGACAAAAUAAAAAGAUGAAUUUAGA
This is a messenger RNA of Zophobas morio, 3055 nucleotides long. RefSeq lists its product as uncharacterized. The record is from RefSeq and is a predicted model, not a curated record. The transcript is spliced from 7 exons. Lineage: Eukaryota; Metazoa; Arthropoda; Insecta; Coleoptera; Tenebrionidae. The coding region runs from base 495 to 2768 and encodes 757 amino acids.